AUGUUUGACAUUCAGAAGUACUGUGAACACAAUGAGUAUGAGUUUUUCUCCAUAAAGUACUCUAAACAUUACUAUGCAAACAGAGGAAUGAAAUAUCAGUACUCGUUCUACGAUUCCCCAUACGGAGAACGUCACCCGCUGUUUGCUGCUCCGAGCCAACCUGGCCUGGCCUACCAUCGCCACCUGCAGCCGCCGUGCUACCAUAGUAUGGUAACGACACAACCAGUGCCAGGUCCAAGCAUAGCCAAUGGACCCGUUUUUCCUCCAGGAGUUGAGCCGCAUCGAAAUCCGUUUGCAGUGCAAAGACCAGUGCAACCACCUGAUGAAGACUCCGAAGAAGACGGCAUAAAUUGCUCGCCGUGCUGUGAUAACGAGAACGUG
Messenger RNA from Strongylus vulgaris, 381 nucleotides. NCBI's taxonomy places the organism in Eukaryota, Metazoa, Nematoda, Chromadorea, Rhabditida, Strongylidae. The record is from the annotation of a GenBank genome assembly.